AUCAGUUUUUCUUUCGAGAACGCGUCGCCUCGAGUCGUCGUGGAAUUCGUUUCCAUAAGGUGAACGAGUUACCGAGAAAAACGAAGGGGUGCAAGAAAGUUCAGAUAAUAGCGAGACCUCUGCUGAGGCAAAUGCUUUUCUGUUCUGCCGGGAGUUUACUGCCAACCAAGACGCAGGGCUCAAAAAUCUGUUUCCUUUCACUUCGCUCAAUUUUUAUAACACUCAACACCCAUCAGCAACAACAUGGCGCCCACUCCAGCAUCGAACCUGCCAGUCAUGGCAAAGCAACAGACCCCAAAGACAAUGUCCUCUCGUCUGAUGACGAUGAAGUUUAUGCAAAGGGGCGCAGCCGCAGCAGCCGCAGCAGCCGCGGAUACACCCGAUGCCAGCUCGCCAGCAACCCCGGGCAGCGAUGAUGGCUCGGCCAAGCGUCGCAAGACGUCCCACACACCAUCAGCAGCCGGCUCGCCGGCGACACCGCUCUUCGACCAGCAGGCGAUAAGGGCUGCGGUGGAAGAGGAGGAGAGGAAGAAGCGGGCGGCCAUAGAGAAGCGCGCCGCGGAGCUGGGCGACUCGCACUGGGUGCUGGAGGGCGCGGCAAGCCUGCCACCGAGGUCAUCUCGGCCGCUGCUGAACGUCGUCGAGGUUGGCUUUGCCCAAAUCGACUACGCGAGCACGCCAGGCAGGGAUGACGAUGACGACCCGUUCGAUCUCGGCGGCGUGUCCGGCCAGCCUCAGUUUCAGCGCUUCAACAUGAAGAAAUCGAAGGCUGCCAGGAAAGAGGGCGACGAAAGCAGCGGCAGCAGUGACUCGGACUCCGACUCCGGUUCAGAUGCUGGAGAGGUCUCGGAUGACGAGAAUUCCUCGGAGGCAGCAAAGGCAGAGCCUAGCCGCGGCCGGCAGAGUACCGUCGGCAGUGCAGAGCGCAGGCGGCCGAGGUCUAGUAUCUCGGCCAGGCGAGAAGAGGAGCGCAGGAAGGCGCAGCAGCUCGCCGGGAAGAGACGGAAGAAAGAGAUCAAGUUGAACCAACUGACCUCCAUCUCCUCAGCAGGCUCACAGGCAUUCCAGCGGCCUUCCUCCGCCUUGUCUUGCCAUGGGUGCGGGAAGCCCGGUCACAAAGUGGCUGAUUGCCCGAAGAAGAAGCGUUGAAAACGGGAUGCUACCGUGCUUCGCGCAUGAGUGUGCUUAUCCCUUCUGCCCCUAUUCUUUUCCCUUGCCCUCGUUCCUCUCCGGCCCUGCCUUUCUCAAACAGAAUUGAUCACUCGUGCCCAUCUUGUUUCCUUGAUGGUUCAAGCGGCUCUACUUCUUGUAACCCUCAUACUUGGGGUCCU
Thermothelomyces thermophilus ATCC 42464 is the source of this 1331-nucleotide messenger RNA. RefSeq lists its product as uncharacterized. The record is from RefSeq and is a predicted model, not a curated record. The coding region runs from base 244 to 1149 and encodes 301 amino acids. NCBI's taxonomy places the organism in Eukaryota, Fungi, Ascomycota, Sordariomycetes, Sordariales, Chaetomiaceae. Gene Ontology annotation, molecular function: nucleic acid binding; zinc ion binding. The transcript is spliced from 2 exons.